Messenger RNA from Acipenser ruthenus (sterlet), 4271 nucleotides. RefSeq names its product collagen alpha-1(VIII) chain-like. Gene Ontology annotation, molecular function: protein binding. Lineage: Eukaryota; Metazoa; Chordata; Actinopteri; Acipenseriformes; Acipenseridae. The transcript has 4 exons. The coding region runs from base 217 to 2451 and encodes 744 amino acids. The record is from RefSeq and is a predicted model, not a curated record.
GCUCCACCCACCUGCACAUAAAAGCCAAGUACAGGCUGCCAGCAGCUGAUCAGAGUGCCUUUCCAGUCCUCUGCUUGCAGUGAUCGCUUCUCUUACUGCACCUCGCACAGCUUAAGGUUUCAGAGCUGGAAGCUUUCCCCAGUGCAUUCCCAAAGUAAGUGCAGAGAGAGUUUCAAUGAGAACACUUCGGGGUGCCUGACUUGAAAUCCCGCAAAGAUGCAAGACAAGGUCAUGACUAUGCCACUAAUUCCUCUUCGGCUGCUCACUAUGGCCCUCCACCUAGCCCUUUUCAGGACGACCCUCGCUGGGGUGUACUAUGGGAUGAAACAGAUACCCCAGCAGCAGCACCACCAGAUACAACAGUUACCUCACAUGCCAGUGGGCAAAGAGAGCUUGCCCAUGCAGCACCCGGGCAAGGACAUGUCCCACAUGCAGUACGGCAAGGAGAUCCCAAUGAUACCCCAGUACAGAAAGGAAAUACCCCAGGUGCCUCUGCCUAUGGGAAAUGAAAUGCCAAGGAAAGAAGUUAAAGGUAUUAUCCCGAGGGGUGAGAUGGGCCCCCCUGGAGAACCUGGCCACAAAGGUCUUCCAGGACCACAGGGCCCUCCUGGAAUGCCAGGCCGUGGCUUACCAGGACAGCCAGGAAAACCUGGCCCGCAAGGACCCCCAGGAUAUCCAGGCAUUGGGAAACCUGGGAUGCCGGGAUUGCCAGGUCAACCAGGCGGAAUGGGAUUUCCAGGUCCAAAAGGCGAGUUAGGCCCUGGUGGAGAGGGAGGGCCAAUGGGUAUGCCAGGACCACAGGGACUUCCAGGGCCACCAGGUCUGCCUGGGAUUGGGAAACCCGGUGGCCAGGGAUUACCAGGUCAACCAGGGCCUAGAGGCGAACCGGGGCACAAAGGACCACCAGGGCUGCCAGGAUUGCCAGGGCCGAAAGGCGAAAAGGGCAUUGGUCUGCCAGGGUUACCAGGGCUGCAAGGGCCAGUGGGUCCACCAGGUCAACCAGGUCAAGGCGGUCUCCCAGGGAUAGGGAAACCUGGCCUAAAUGGACUCCCUGGGGCCCCAGGAGGACUUGGAAAGCCAGGGCCUCCAGGAGAGCCAGGAUUACAGGGACCAGCAGGACAAGGAGGACAACCAGGACCACCAGGCCUUCCUGGUGUUGGUAAACCAGGGCAUGACGGGUUACCAGGGCGGCCAGGGUUCCCUGGAGGAAAAGGAGAACUUGGUCCACCAGGCUUGCCUGGGGGCCCUGGUUUACCUGGCUAUGGCAAACCAGGUUUUCCUGGGCCAAAGGGAGAACGAGGGAUGGGCGGCAUGCCCGGGGCACCCGGGCCUAAAGGAGAAAAGGGUUAUGGAGGCAUUCCCGGAAUGGUAGGACCCCUAGGAGCAAUAGGUCCACCUGGUCUGCCUGGUCCCAUGGGGCCGCCAGGAGGUGUUGGCUUUCCAGGUCCAAAAGGGGAGGGUGGGGCGAUGGGGCCACAAGGGCAAAUGGGUCCAAAAGCAGAGCCUGGCCUGCCAGGUUUGCCAGGCCAACCAGGGUUCCCAGGAGAAGGAGGUCAGCCUGGACAAAGAGGUUUACCGGGCCCCAUAGGACCCAAAGGGGAUAAUGGGCAUAAAGGAUUGCCGGGUCUUCCUGGGGCCCCUGGCUUGCCAGGGCCAAAAGCAGAAAGAGGAUUGCCCGGUGAACAAGGUCAGCAGGGCCCAAGUGGAAUUCCAGGAAUUAAGGGCCCAAGUGGUCCAAUUGGGCCUCCAGGUUUACCAGGACCAAAGGGAGAACUAGGUCUUCCCGGCCAGCCCGGCAUUCCAGGUGUUGGUAAACCAGGACCUCCAGGAUUCCUUGGGCCUCAAGGGGAACCAGGACGCAUUGGACAGCCUGGACAGCCUGGUCAGCCUGGCCAACCUGGCCCUCCAGGACUACCUGGCCCUCCUGCCCAAGCACCAGGCCUCGGUCAAAUCAUGCCAGAGAUGGGUCCAGGCCUGGACGGAGUGAAAACCCCACCUGGGGGCUACAAGAAAGGGAAGCAGGGAGCAGUAAUAGGGGAAAAUGAUGGCCUCCUGGAAAUGCCUGCCUUUACUGCUGAGCUAACAUCACCAUUCCCACAUGUGGGGUCCCCUGUAAAGUUCGACAAACUCCUCUAUAACGGCAGGCAGAAUUACAACCCCCUGACCGGCCUCUUUACCUGCGAGAUCCCUGGGAUAUACUACUUUGCCUACCAUGUCCACUGCAAAGGUGCCAAUGUCUGGAUUGCACUGUACAGGAACAAUGAGCCAGUGAUGUACACAUAUGAUGAGUAUAAAAAGGGCUUCCUUGACCAAGCCUCUGGCAGUGCUGUGCUCCCGCUCAGGCCAGGAGACAAAGUGUACUUGCAGAUGCCAUCAGAACAGGCAUCAGGACUCUAUGCAGGCCAAUAUGUUCACUCAUCUUUUUCUGGGUAUUUAUUAUAUCCAAUGUAAAAAAUGUUUAAGAAAAUGUACACAAUUAUAGAUUUUUAAAGUAAUUUUUUAUGCUGUUGAAAGCUACAGUUACGAUUGGACCAUUUUGACCAGCUCUUACAAUGUCAUGUGCGAGUUUAAAGGUUCAUAUAUGCACAGCUUCUUAUAGUCACAGUACUCGGUACAUAUUUACAAUAUCACAUGUUUAAAAAGAGAAGUAAACCUACACAACGCUACCAUAAACUGUACUACAAGUUAACAUUAUACUCUAUUUCAACUGAGAACAUACUUACUGUACAUCCAAUCAGUUGCAUAUUAUCUCAUUCUCAUUUUUCAUACCAACUCUCUUUGUAGUGUCUAUAGUACUUCCAAAUGUAAAGAAAGUAAAAUCCCAGAUCCUGUUUCACUGUGAAAAGAUGCCUUUUGGCUUCUGUAGAAAAAUAAAAAAAAACUGAAAGCACCAGUCAAACUAGAAUAAGGUGAAUCACAUUAAAUGAAAAACUACAUCACAGGGUGCACAUUGGAUAUUUAAUAAUACAAGCAAGAUUUGUUUUUAAGGCUCAAACUGACAGAUAAUGGUUAAAAAACAUUCAAUAAAUGUAUAUUGAGAAAAAAGGACAAAGUAUGGGGCUUUUUAAAAAUAAUAAUAAGAAAAAGCAUAUUUUUUUCAAAGACAUUUUGAAGUACAUAGUCCAGUGCAAAAAAAAUAAAAUAAUCCAAAAAUAUAUAUAAUGUGGAUGCAGGUAUUUUAAAGUGGCUAUCACAAUAGGGUACAGGAAAUGUUUUCUAGUCACAAAAAAGUAAAACAUGGAAGGCAGCUUUUUCAAUGUCACACCACAGAAGAAUAAAUGUGAAUUUUUUGUAAAGUAAGAGAGAUAAAAUAAGAACACCAAUGACGAUUCACUCUGCAAGGCAAGGGUCAGUUCAACAGUCAUAAAUCUUUAAUCUGUAAUUCUAAAAGGAUGAGAUGCGAGAGAGAGAUAUUCAGAGACGUAUUAACAGUGGUUACAAGGGGCUAUUGCAUUGUCCAGUGAUUUUUAGUUGUGAUCAUUUCUGACUCUACCAUGUUUUGCAGACUUACAUUGUAACAGCUGACAUAACAUGAUGUAGCAAUAACAGGGUUAAGAAAAGCAGUUGUGAAUCACAGUGUACCGUGCUGACUUCAAUGUAGUCAGCCUAGAAUAUUUUUUUCUUCAAUUUGUUUUUACACUGAUACUUCCUAUUUUGAGUCCAUUACGAUUCAGCCACAUACGUAAAAAACAAAAAUUGAGUGAAUUACUCAAAAAGAAUGAUGGCACUCUGACAUGUGUACCCCUUAUACUGUUAAGAGAAAUGAAAUGUGUUUUUCUUUUUCCCCGAAAAUGCUAGUAAUUUCUGAAAUACAAAUAUACCCCGUUUUAUACAAACGAUUACUAAAGAUGGCUACCUAAAAAAGAUUGGUAGUAGAAAAUGUUGAAAGAUGUUGGCUGCAGUUGCUGGGAAUAGCACGGCCAAAUAACAAUGUUGUUUUUUGUGAUGGGGGGGGGGGGGGGGGUAAACUAUACCAGUAUUUAAGUGUUGCAGAAUAGUAUGUGUUUUGACAUGGUAAAUUAGCUACCGAAGGGUUUGUUUCAACAUUUGUCUCUGUAAUGUAUUUGUUUGACUACUGAUUGCCUACAUUUGUAUAUGAGCAGAAGGGCAGAUAGGCCUCAAGACAAAGUAAAAACUAAAACUAAAAAAAGGAAAAAAGAAAGAAAUCUAUGUAUAAUACUUUGUCUGACAACGGUGCUAAACUUAUAACCAAGUGGAUUACUAAGUUACAUGUGUUUUUUUUUUUAUUAAAAGUGGAUUCAUUAACCCUA